Molecule: messenger RNA, 960 nt
Organism: Caenorhabditis bovis
Lineage: Eukaryota; Metazoa; Nematoda; Chromadorea; Rhabditida; Rhabditidae
Source: the annotation of a GenBank genome assembly
AUGCGACGCUUUGCGAUUCUCGCCGCGAUUUUGGUUGGCGCGCUAGCCGCCACGUGUCACGAGGAAGAAGCCCUCGAUCCUAGCGGACAAUACUGUUUUAUAGUGGCGAGCCAUGAGAGGACGUUUCAUGAGGCCGAGAAGGCGUGCUAUGAUUACGGCGGAUUCCAUUUGGCCAUCAUUCCAUCAAUGAUUGACAACAAUUUCAUCUACAAUCUUACCAGAAACGCGAACGUGUUCUCCAACUACUUCUGGAUCGGCGCCACCGAUUUGACGGGCGAUGGAAGUUGGGAAUGGGUCGACGGCACACGAAUGGGCUUCACCAAUUGGGCGAAAGGCAACCAGGCCGGCAGCUGUGCAUCAGGACCCACCACUAUUCCGCUUCGACAUGAGACCGUGUUCGUGAAGUUUGUUGGCGACGCUGAGAGUCUUGGCGACCCGAAUACUGAUGCAAAUGUGGCGGCGCAGUACGCAAAACAACGCGAUUUCAUCGCUCAAAUCGCUGAUUAUCUUUUCACGCAUCCCGACAAUGACGGAAAUUCGUGUAAAUAUUAUGCGAGUCCCGCAUUCUACGGAUAUGCACAAUAUGAGCAACAAUUCGACACAUCGCCGGCAUGGAGCAAAGGUCAAUUCGACAAUUUGCUCAGCUCAAACGAGUGGGACGUGAAGACGACGCUCGAAAAUACAAUCAGCGACGCUAUCAAUGGACUUCACAAAUUCCGAUGGUCGCCGCCGAUGCGUGAUUUGGGCUAUUCGGUGCUCGUUUUUUUGACCUCGCGAAAAGACUUUGCCGGCAUUCCAUCGCUGUUUGUGCCUCCCAAUAGGGCAUUUGACGAAAUUAUUGUGGUUUCGAUUGACGGCGCCUCAAUGCCGACGCCAAGCAACGUCCCCAACAUUGCCGUCAGCAAACAGUUCACCCAAACCGAUUUGAACGCGGUUCUCGCCAAACUCAAAUGCCACUAA